AUGAAUUCUAUGUGGUGCCGUCACGGAAAUGUGACACAAAUCCUCGCAAUAAGUUCCGUGUUAGCGGUGGAAGUUCACUUCGAAAACAAAGAUAGCGGGUUUUUUCUAAAACAUACGGCGAGAUGGAACGGAGCUGGUCCUCCACCGGAGCCCAUGGGCACAGCUCUUCCCGGUGCUCUGCUUUCCCUUGACCGGUUUACGGUCUUACAGGGGUCUGCUCCAGCAUCUGUGAGAGCGACCUAUGGACCGUUUUCGACAAAACAAACCGUCCCCGCUCGGUACGCCGUACCCGACCCCCUGGAACAGCCUAGGCGGAAUGCUACGUUACUAGAAUUGCAAGAUGCGACCGCUCACAGACUUGACGUAUCCGCUCAUCUCGUUUUUCGUGAAUUACCCCGUGACGCCCCCGUGUUACGAGUACUAUUUCACACUGGUGGAGAAGGGGGUGCCCGACGAGCCGCCGCCAGAUUACGCAGAGUUUGUAUAACAUUGCAUGCAAGUUUGGGAUCCAAAACUCUCACGGCUACAUGCGGUCCGGAGGGGGAAGAAGGUGCGUGUCUCGCUGAAUUGACAGUGCCAGCGGCAUGGUGGCCGGCUGAUGGCAAGGGGAAAAGACCACCACGAUCAUUGAAGUUAGCGUAUAGUGCAGCAGAAGCGAAUAGCGGUGAAAGUGGAGAAGGUGUGUGUGGAAAAGUUUCUGUACAACCAGCUUGGCCAUUGGGCAUGGUGACGUUGGCCGGAGCCCGCGCUGGUUACAGAGAGGCGAGGGCUGGGGACACAGCACUGCUUUUACCCCGUGCACCACUCUACCCCCAUUUCCGAUUACACAUUCCAUUUGUGGUCCGUCGAGACACUAGUCACUCAAUCGGACAUGUUGUUAUAAGGAUGAAGGUAAAAUCGGGGCUACGACUAGUAAGCGUGACAGCAGCCAACUCCCACUGGGCUGUGACUGCUGAGGUGAAGCCCAGGGCUGCAACGGUCACAGCGACCCGGCUAGAGCAACCAUUGCGAGAUGAUGAUGGUCUGGACUUGGAUGAGGACGAAAGCAGUGGCGCCGGCGGUCCUGGUUGGGAGGAAGUUCUCACUUGGCUCGUGGAGGUUGGAGCUGAAGGAGAGAGUGACAACGAUGGUUCUGAAGGAGAAUCAGGGAGGGGCACCGCUCGAAUCAGUUGGUCCGCUAAAGUCUCCACAUCUGCGAGCGGUACUUCCACCACAGAGGAAACUCCGCACGAGCACCGAGUUAAUACUAGGCUUGAUAUCGAAAAGGAUGACAUUCAAGCUGUCUUGCCCAUAUCUAAGAACUGGGAGGUACUAAACACUGCAGUGCUCACUGGACGCCAAGUGUCUCAAGCCAUGAAGGUCCUCAUCGUGUCGCAGGCUGGUCAGGUUGCUGACGUCACACUUCAGAGCUCUUGUCACUCGGAGGACGAGAGCGUACUCAAAGUUUCAUCAUCGUGCAGCUCCGUAUAUGUAGAUGGUUCAGAAAUUCGUGGUUCGUCCAAUGCCUCCGUGAUUGUCAAAUAUGGUACCUACACUGGUUUGGCGCGGUUCACCGUAUGGAUGCCUGAAUAUCCCUUGGAAAUUGAUGUUGAUGAUAACAGACUAUCACAAAUUAAAGGUUGGAAAGUUUUAGAUGAAACGAGCGCUAAGGACAGAUUAAAACGGUCUCUGACGACGAGGGGGUGGGGCGCGACGAGACCCGACGGCCCAAAUGCCCUAACGGAACAACGGUCUUGCCGACUCCGAUAUCAACAAAGUAACGUUGAGGUAUACGCAAGAUUCCUGGCCAAAGACCAUGACUCCGGCCGAGUGUCAUACUUCGUAUCCCGUAGAACCUGGCUCAAAGUGACAGAACUGGUGCUCUCGUUAAUGCGCGUGUCAGAUCCACGAAUUGCGUCCCUCAGAAACCGCGUCCUACAAGGACGAAGUACGGGCCGUACUGAAGUACAAGUGCUUUCUCCGAUUACAGGUCGUGUUAUUGGACUCCGCGAGGUGCGCGUGGUAAACGACAAAGUAUCGAUUAGUCGACUUCUAGUUCGAGUCAUAUCCGGCUUACAACUGAACAUUUCCCCCGACACGGCUAUCGAAAACGGAUACGUUUCUGAGACAACGGUUACGAGACGUCUCACUGCUCAGUAUCAAGAAGGACUGCUGGAUAUAGACAUAGAGUUUUCGGAUGGCACACAUACAGCUCUGCGCGAUGUAGCCACAACCGACUAUCACUUGUUAGUUGAGAGUUUGGAUAUUGAAGUCGUGGCAUUUGCACCGAUGUUGGCUUCAGUUCACCCGCGCGUUAUAGCUGUUGGUGAAGGCAGCGGAGAACUCCUUCGAGUAACCUUGCUGACACCAGAUCAAUGUCGUUCUGGACCUAUCCGUCGCGUGGCACUGCCUGGUAAAGGAGACGCUAAGACUCCAGCAAAUAUUAAAAACAUUCCCGGAGCACUGGCAACUGCCGCUGCUAGUGUUGACGUAGACUUCAGUGGCACAGAUGCGCCCCAAAGACCAGAUACACCACAAAACGAUGACAUCAUGGCUAGAGGGGGCAUCAGAAGUGGGAUGAAUGAUCUAACUGAUCUCCUUAAAGAUAUAUCACGGAUCAAAGAUGAAAACAAUCACAAUCCCACAGUUCAAGCUCAGCAAUACGGAUCAAUACACCGACCCAAUAAUAACGCACAUCACCCACGACAUGUUGCUCAGAAAAAUGAAUCACAAGUACAAAUAGGAAUGUCGAUACUACUCGGAGCUUUUUGUUUUGCAAUAAUGGUAUUCGUUGUGUCUUGCGUUGUGUAUGCCUACAAAUUGAAGAGGGUUAAUAGCAUUGGAGGUGGUGGCUGCCGAAGCCCAAGUGCUACUGAGAACGGGCGUUUACAAGUUACGAAUCUAGUUGGAACCACACUGGGCUUGGCAAAAGAAAAACCAACUAGAGAAUCUACCACAAACGCCCAUGAUUGGGUAUGGCUAGGAAGAGCCACCAUAGAAAAGAAUGGAGCUCGACACCAAAUGAAUAGAAACUCAACGCAACAAGCCGACAAGGGCAACAAUAACCACGAAAUGCGUAUCACAAACAACCCACUAAAUUACAAUUAUGUAGACCCUGAUGAUGCUAUCCGCGACAAUGGAAACGUCAUGGUUACCAGCUUCGAUAACCCCAAUUCUAUCGAACUACCCUCGCAGAGCGAGAAACGGGAGAGGGUCAUAGAUUCGACGACGUAUUGCAAGAAACCGGCGAGGCACACGCGCCAAAACUCCGGAGACGGUCAUUGGCAAGACCCGACAAUCCAAGAUGACUACCGGCCACCCGUGCCGCCCCACAGAAAUACUUCGACACCUCAACCUCAAGUCCCCGUGCCACCACGAAAUAACAAAAUUUUACCUGAGACCGUCAUGCCACCUACAAGACGUAGUCAUUCCCGCAAUCAUCAUAAGAAAUACGAUCGAGAACACGAGUCGACCAAAAGAUCUCCGGAAAACAAUCGCCACCCAGACCGAAUUAUUGAUUUAAACAAAACCGAGUCCCCAUACAUGUCGAGUCGCGAACUAAAAGAUCAGUACAAACGAGACUCUUAUCCACUACGACUCCGUAACGACUUCGAAGACCCCAUGGAAAAACUGGCAAACAAAGACGACUGCGCUAGGCUAUUUGAGUUUGAUAAUGACGCCCCACUGAUUAUGGAAAAUAAGGACUACAGGGAAAUCGUUGGAUUGAACAGAGGAACCGAUGACUCGCGACGUACAUUCACCAAACCUGAGAGUCCCGACUACAUGCAUGAUUCUGGAAUCGGUCUCCCCGAUAUGCAAAUGAGGCAUAAGAGCAAAGCGAAGGAUACGAACGGAAAAGAAGAUUUCGUGGAUCUAUCUAAUCAAAAUAAAGGAGGAAACACUUCGCCAGAAGUGAAGCGGGCUACGAUCGUCGGCAACCCCAUGUACUCUCGCGAAGACGGUCGCGUCGACGCCCCCGUUGAAUCCCUCGGACUCGACGACUUGCACAUGGACUACGAUCAAAUCAUGCAUUAUUUCCAUAACCUCAAGCAUAUCAACAAAGCUCCAAUCGACGUAAACAAUGCACCCACUGGUAUAUCCGGUGUAGCCGGGGUAGAGGAUACUCAUAUUGACACACAAAACAACAACAAACACAACUUCGAUGCACACAUCUAUGAGAACGUAUCUAGUGUUGCACCGACACAGAUGCUUUGCGAUUCGAUCGCACAUAACAACAGUUCUAUGAAACGACAGCUCAAAUACCUUCUCGAACAUUUGAGCGAGGCGUACGAAUAA
Molecule: messenger RNA, 4275 nt
Organism: Leptosia nina
Lineage: Eukaryota; Metazoa; Arthropoda; Insecta; Lepidoptera; Pieridae
Source: the annotation of a GenBank genome assembly